AUGUAUGGUCUACCAAAACUUCACAAACCGGGUAAAGAUAUUAGGCCCAUCAUCAAUUGCAGGGAUUGCCCGUUCUAUAAAUUAUCCAAAUGGUUAUUGAACAGAUUUAAGGCAUUGGAAGCAUAUGAAACAAGGAGUGUGAAAAACUCGAUUGAGCUAGCGAAAACCCUGGAGAAUGAGGAGGUGCAAGAUGAUGAGGUGUUGGUGUCGUUUGACGUGAAAUCGUUAUUUCCCAGUGUGCCAGUGGAUAAAGCACUUCAGCUGUUGAGCAAGUGGUUAAAAAAUAGUGGUUUAAUGAAGCAAAAAGUAAAAGAGUUUUUAAGAUUGACAGAAAUUUGUACCAGUCAAACAGCGUUCAGAUUUAACAACAAAAUGUACAGACAAGUAAGUGGCCUAUUCAUGGGGAACCCGAUCUCACCAUUUUUGUCGGACUUGUUUAUGAGUAACUUGGAAAUCGAGAGGAUAGUUUUUCGGCCAGAUAUGUUUUUGUUAUGGCGUAGGUACGUUGAUGAUGUACUAUCCAAAAUAAAGAAAGGGCAGCAAACCUUGGCCUUAGAGUAUUUAAACCACCUCGAGGAAUCUAUUGAAUUCACAAUAGAAGAAGAAAAAGACCAAAAAUUACCGUUUCUUGACCUUUUAUUGGAUAGAUCAAAUAAUAAGAUCGAGUUCGACAUUUACAGAAAACCUACUGAUACAGGGAAUUAUAUCAAAGGUAAUGCACACAACCCUAAAGUUCAUAAAACAGCAGCGUUUAGGAGCAUGGCAUACCGUAUGAUGAAAAUUCCUCUCAGUGAUGAGAACAGAAAGAGAGAAGAAAACAACAUCAUCAGUAUUGCCAAGAAAAAUCAUUUCCAGGAGGAGGAAAUCAGGCAAGUCAUAAACAAGGUGAAAAGGAAAGUGAGGAUGAACAACUUGACGACUUUGAAAGGAGAAACCAAAGAUAAAAG
Molecule: messenger RNA, 947 nt
Organism: Vigna radiata var. radiata (mung bean)
Lineage: Eukaryota; Viridiplantae; Streptophyta; Magnoliopsida; Fabales; Fabaceae
Exons: 1
Source: RefSeq, a predicted model, not a curated record